CGCUCCUGGAAGAGCUGAGGCGACAGCAGGAGUAAAGCCGCGGUCGUCUCGGCCUCUGCUCUCGGUUGCCUGAGCCAUGGCGGGCACGGCGCUCAAGCGGCUCAUGGCGGAGUACAAACAGUUGACGCUGAAUCCACCAGAAGGCAUAGUAGCUGGGCCUAUGAAUGAAGAAAAUUUCUUUGAAUGGGAAGCAUUGAUAAUGGGUCCAGAGGACACUUGCUUUGAGUAUGGUGUUUUUCCUGCUAUUCUGAGUUUUCCUCUUGAUUAUCCUUUAAGUCCUCCAAAGAUGAGGUUCACAUGUGAGAUGUUUCAUCCUAAUAUUUAUCCAGAUGGGAGAGUUUGCAUUUCUAUUCUUCAUGCUCCUGGAGAUGAUCCCAUGGGCUAUGAGAGCAGUGCGGAACGAUGGAGCCCAGUACAAAGUGUGGAGAAGAUCCUCUUGUCUGUGGUCAGCAUGCUGGCAGAACCAAAUGAUGAGAGUGGAGCCAAUGUGGAUGCCUCUAAAAUGUGGCGGGAAGACAGAGAGCAAUUUAACAAAAUUGCCAAGCAAAUUGUACAGAAAUCACUUGGGCUUUAAAAGAGGAAGAGAACUGAAAUGUUUGACAAUCGUAGUGUUGAACUUUUCUCAGAGCCCCAGAUGACAGUACUCUGUGUCGGUAGCAAAAGACAAAUCUUGUACAAUCAUUGACUGGGUUUCUUACCUUCCUGCUCUCCCCCUUCAAAUACAUACACUCAAAUAUAUUUCCCAUUUUUCUCUACGGGAAAAAAAUCUUUUUGCCUAAAACUUGUCAGUAGAUGGAAUACAAAUGGAUUUGGUUAUAGCAGAAACUAUACUGCAAGUCACUUUGCACUAGUGACAGCUUGGAAACGUUACCUUGUGGUGUAUCUCUCCAAUUAUAUUUAUAUUAUUUUCCUGCUCCCUUUCAAUAUACUUGCUGGUAGUGGAGUAGAGCAGAUCUGUGAAUUUAUAACUGCUCAGAAAAGUAGAAAAAUACUGCUUAAACACUAUUGGGAUCAGGUUUUUGGAAAUUGAGAACUUCCUUUUUAAGGAUGUCUUACAUAAUUUCAUGUAACAAGAUAAAAAGAACUUGUCUCCAAAAUACUGCAAAACGACUUAAACCUUGAAGUUAAAUGAGAACAGAAUUGAGCUUUUGGUCAAGAUUAUUUUAUGAGUAAGUAAAUUACUGUCUCUAAUGGAGGUAAACCAGGGAAGAAGUGGUCAGUGUAAUCAGUAUCUUGCUUAAAGGUAUAACAUUCUUCCUGCCUAAAUAAAUAACACUUUAUGUGGGUACUUUUGAAUGCCUUCAAGCAUGAUUACGUUCCUCUUGAGACAUUCAGUGAACUUGUUACAGCUCCAUUAUGUUUGGUGUUACUUGAGUAAUCAUUCCCAAAAUGUAUUGAUUUCCUUAAACAGAUAUCUCUACCCAUAAUGGAUGCCGGAAAUAACAACUGUUGGUCAGAAGAGCAAUGUCUCCUAAGUGAUUUUUCAAUCCUGAUCUCACAGAUACCUAAUAUAAAGACUCAGUCUUGAACCUAGCAUUGUCUGGACUCUACUCCUAAAGGAAAUAGGACAAACAAAAUCCAGUAUUAACAUUGCCUGGAUUAGCAAUUACUCUUGUAUUCUUUUGAGGGCGAUAUAGGAGAGAGCCGGUGGAAGUUUCUGAAAAGAAUGGGUUUGAUCCAGAUUUAGUCAGAGUAGACCCACUGAAAUCAUUGGGAUGUCAUUGGGUCUGCUCUGAUUAAGUCUAGUUAUAGCCGUAUAUUUAUGUGUAGUAUAGGAAUGAAAUAGACUGCUCCGUUCUUUCUUUUUGUCUGAGCAGGAACUGACAUCCAUAUCUUGUUAUGUAACACUGUUCUACAUCUGGUACUACUUCAAAAUGCCAAGUUUGAAGUUAUUUUGCAAGAAAUACCAUGAUCAUAACUUGCAUAGCCUUGGAUUGGUCUUAUGCUAGUAUUUACACUUGAACCAGAGUUUCAGAUUUAAAGGGACAACUAUGAAGGACUGUGUCAAUAAAAUAGUUUGUUGUGACAGUACCUUGUGGACCUGCAUUUCUCAUAUUGAACAUCAUUUGGCAUCAUCUUUAUUCCCAGUGGAAUUCCAUAUAUUGAGCUGUUGGAUUAAUUGGAAGACUUCAGGUUCAUGUGUUACUAUACUAGCAUGAUUUCCAGUGAAAAUAACUCCCAUGAUCUGGCUGAUCUAGAGGGGAAGCUGAAUCUGGGCAUUUCUUUAGUUGUGUGAAGUCCUGCCCUCAUGAGAGAUUUGCGGUGACAAAAAUGCCACAGGAGCAAUGUCUGAAUCACAUGUAAAUCUUUUUCCAUUAUGAAGUUUUGAGAGAGAUGUAACUUUGGGUACGGAUUGGGAGGGAAUGGGAAGGAAUCUUGGAAAGUAAUAUAUUUUUCAAAAAUGGCAUCCACAGAUGUUACUUUUCUCUGCACAUGAAAGGUGUUUGUUCAUUUAAAAACAUGCCACGUAGCUUGAAGGGUCCAAUAUAACAGCAACGUUCUGAAAGAAGGGUGUUCUAAAGUUUCGUUGUUUAAUGGUGGUUGACAGUUCCAUGGGAAAGCCUUCCUACUUUUAUGCAGUAUUCAUAUGUGUUUAAAGCUCGUUGUUUUAUAAAGGACACGAAACUCUAAUGAAAAUAAAGACAUAUUUUCCUUAAAAGUACAA
This is a messenger RNA of Elgaria multicarinata webbii, 2665 nucleotides long. It is a transcript of the gene UBE2G2, whose product is annotated as ubiquitin conjugating enzyme E2 G2. NCBI's taxonomy places the organism in Eukaryota, Metazoa, Chordata, Lepidosauria, Squamata, Anguidae. Gene Ontology annotation, cellular component: endoplasmic reticulum; cytosol. The transcript has 6 exons. Bases 77 to 574 code for a protein of 165 amino acids. The record is from RefSeq and is a predicted model, not a curated record.